This is a messenger RNA of Manihot esculenta (cassava), 2176 nucleotides long. Its product is annotated as DNA cross-link repair protein SNM1. NCBI's taxonomy places the organism in Eukaryota, Viridiplantae, Streptophyta, Magnoliopsida, Malpighiales, Euphorbiaceae. Gene Ontology annotation, biological process: double-strand break repair via nonhomologous end joining; protection from non-homologous end joining at telomere; interstrand cross-link repair. The record is from RefSeq and is a predicted model, not a curated record. The transcript is spliced from 9 exons. The coding region runs from base 233 to 1675 and encodes 480 amino acids. Gene Ontology annotation, molecular function: damaged DNA binding; 5'-3' DNA exonuclease activity.
UUCCACGGGGGACAUUAUUGACUUUCGGCGGCUAAUCAGAUGUGCUUGGUCUUUCCUGAGCUCAAAUCAAAACAUUUGAACCUGUGGAAGAGAAAGGCCCGCGAAACAAUUCAAACUUUCAUUGUCCAACCGAUAUAAAAUAAAUAAAAAUAAUAAAGUUAGGACCACUGAUGAUUGACCAUCGACGUCGAUAGAGCUUCAUCCAGUUCCCAAAUCGAUAUCGUAGAAGAAGAUGGGCGUGGAAAUAGUUGCAGACGACGGAGCUGAUCAUGACAAUAGUUGCUUCGACGACGAAUGGCGGCCGGCGUUAGACAAUGAGCUUAUAGACGAGGGGAGGGAAAGUUACGAGAUUAGGGAGGAAGACGAAGAUGGGGAAGAAGAAGACAGUUUCUCCGCCGAUUUCUAUCGCUGUGGCACCGAUUGGUCGUGCUUGUUGCCGGCUCAUGAGGAGGGGAAGAAGAAGCUCAAACAGGCUAAUCUAUUGUCAAUGUGGGGAUUGAAGGAGCCCAAGCCCCAAGUUUUAUCUCCGCCUCCACCCAAGAGAUUGAAGACUCUGUCUGUUAUUAACCCUAGGGAAUCAGUUUCCCCAAAUUUUGGCAAAUCAAAGAACAAUUCCACAGUAACGCCUCCUAGCAGCAAUCGGCCUCGUAUUUGUCCCUUCUAUAAAAGGAUUCCUGGCACACCAUUCGCCGUGGAUGCUUUUCGUUAUGGUUCGAUUCAGGGAUGCUCUGCCUAUUUCCUUACCCAUUUCCAUUUUGAUCACUAUGGUGGUCUUACCAAGGGAUGGUCUCACGGCCUUAUUUACUGCACGCGUCUCACUGCUCGCCUCCUUACGCUCUGCCUCUCCGUUAAUUCAUCAUAUGUUCACCCUUUGGACCUCAAUACUGAGUAUGUUAUUGGAGGAGUUAGUGUAACGUUACUAGAAGCUCUUCACUGCCCAGGUGCAGCUUUGAUUCACUUUCGUCUUCCCACUGGUCUUUGCUACUUGCACACUGGAGAUUUCCGGGCUUCCAAGUGCAUGCAGUCUUAUGCGCUUCUUCUAAAACAGAAAGUCAAUGUACUUUACCUGGAUACAACUUACUGCAACCCAAAAUACAAUUUCCCUUCAAAGGAAGAUGUAUUAGAUUAUGUUGUUAGAGUUACUAAAGACUUCCUCAAAAGGCAACCCAAAACCCUUGUUGUUGUUGGGGCAUACAGCAUUGGAAAAGAAUGUGUUUAUCUUGCCAUUUCCAAAGCAUUAGGGGUUAAAAUUUAUGCUAGUGCUUCAAGGAGGCGGGUUCUGCAUUCUUUUGGUUGGUCUGAUUUUUCAAGUAGUCUAUGUACACAAGCAAAGGACACACUUCUACACGUGCUUCCCAUAUCUUCCCUACGAUUUGAGACAUUAAAAGAUUAUUUGAAGAACUUUGUAAAUCAGUAUGCAGCAGUUUUGGCAUUUCGCCCAACAGGCUGGACUUACUCUGAGAGUGUAGGCAAACAGCUUGAUCAAAUUAGACCCAUUUCUAAAGGCAAUGUCACAAUUUAUGGGGUUCCAUACAGUGAGCACUCUAGCUUCUCAGAACUGAAGGAGUUUGUUAAGUUCUUGAAGCCAGAUAAGAUAAUUCCUACUGUCAAUGUUGGGAAUCCUGCAACUCGAGACAAGAUGCAAUCUUAUUUCCAGGAAUGGCUAAAAGGCUAAUGUUUUGCACUAAUGAAAUAUUCCAAAUUGGUGCGAGUGGAGAUCCCUCUCAGAUCAGGCAUAAUAAUUGACCCAGUUAUUUUAUAUGAAGCCUCGUGAAAAGGGAAUAUAUUUAUCAAUACAACUGAAUAUGUACUUUUUUUUAACGAUGAUUGGGAGUGCUGUCAGGCACAAAAUCAUUGGAUUAUCAAAUUCAUUAAAUUAUGAAUAGUGAGGUUUUCACCGGGCAGCUUCAUAAUGUUUCUCUAGCAAGGCCACUGUAGGUGGGGUUCAGACUUCAGACUGGAGUUCAGAGCAUCACUCAUGAAUGUAUGUAUAUUUCAUUUUACCCUCAUCCUGCACUUUCAGUUAUCUACUGAAGAACAAAGGUGAAGCAUUCAGGACAUUGCUUUCAUUUCUUGGUGGAAUUGUUGUAAUAUUUCAUAAUGUUCAUUUGUCUGAAUAUUUAAUUCAUUGCAGAAAGAAGCAGGAAAGAAAUGAAAUCUACUAUUUCUAAGUUAA